Molecule: messenger RNA, 3105 nt
Organism: Striga hermonthica
Lineage: Eukaryota; Viridiplantae; Streptophyta; Magnoliopsida; Lamiales; Orobanchaceae
Source: the annotation of a GenBank genome assembly
AUGGGAGAUUUUGAGUGGCAUGACCAGCUUCGUACAACCGAUGUUCGUUACAUAGAGCCACAAGUUCGAAAUCAAGCUCAUUGCGACUCGAAAGAUCUGCGUAGACUCGAAACUUCAGCUAUGGAGAACACAGAAGAAUCUAGCACGACCAAGAUUGAAGGUCGUUCUGCGCUCGGAUUUUCAUUGACAUCGCCCGAUUUAGUAUGUGUUGGUUCACCUGACAUUGCUAGCCAGAGAUAUGAAGAAUCACCGCGAUUAUCGAAUGGCAAAACAAUCAACGUCUCGUUAGAAAAUGGAAUUGAGGGGUCUGAAAUCGGCAGCACGUUUAAGGCCUCGCCUUCGAAUACUGAAGAUUUAUGCCCCGAGGCUUCCUUUGAGCUCAUUGCACCUCCACCGCCAGAUCAAGAGAAUUCAACUGGAAUUCGAACCACCGAAAUAGGCAAUAAUGUGGGGCCCACAAUGGGUGUUGAGUCUGAUGGUGGCUUGUGUUUUUCCGAGGAAGGUUCUGGAGAGAUACUAUCCGAAGAAGCGGGAUGUACACACAUGCCACUGAAUGAUAAAUGUGAUGAUAUUGUUGAGGAAAAUGUUGUUGAAAAGGAACUGUUCAACACAAAAAAGCUUUUGGAGGAGCUUAGGAAAGAAAAUGAGCUCAAAAGCAAAGAAUGUGAAGAAGCGUGGACAUCUUUGCGAGACCUUCAAAAUGAGCUUAUGCGUAAAUCAAUGCAUGUUGGAUCGUUAGCUUUUGCGAUCGAGGGACAAGUGAAAGAAAAGAGCAAAUGGUUUUCUUCGCUACGAGACUUGACAAGAAAGUUGAAGCUUUUGAAGAUGGAUCAUAUUGAACUCUCGGAAGAUGCUUCAUUGUUCAAACAGUUUCUUGCUGACAUGGAUGGUCUCAAAUCCACUGUUCAGUCUACACUUAAUCAGCUUGUCCAAUCACACGAAGACAUCAAAAUUAAGUUCCUCCAAGAGGUGAAGGAGAGGAAAGAACUUUAUAACAAAGUUUUGGAACUAAAAGGGAACAUAAGAGUAUUUUGUCGCUGUCGGCCCUUGAACAUUGAAGAAAUUAACGGAGGAGUUCCAAUGGCUGUUGACUUUGAAGCUGCAAAAGAUGGCGAACUAACUGUUAAGUCAAACGGCAUUUCGAAAAAGACCUUCAAGUUUGACGCGGUUUUCAGUCCUGAAGCCGACCAACUUGAUGUUUUUGAGGAGACUUCUCCACUUGCAAUGUCUGUAUUGGACGGUUAUAACGUAUGUAUAUUUGCUUACGGCCAAACGGGCACUGGUAAGACUUUCACCAUGGAAGGGACAGAUGGCGCUCGUGGAGUAAACUACAGAACACUCGAAAAGCUGUUUGACAUCAUCGAAGAACGAAAGAACACGUUCAAGUAUGAAGUCUCAGUCAGUGUAUUGGAGGUUUAUAACGAGCAAAUAAGAGAUCUGUUAGUUUCGGAUUCGAAUCAAGGUUCGAAUGCAGCAAAGCGGCUUGAGAUAAAACAAGUAGGUCACGUCCCGGGACUUGUCGAGGCUCGUGUGAAAAAUGUUGAAGAAGUUUGGCAAGCUCUUCGGACAGGGAGUAAUGGAAGGGCAGUUGGUUCGACUAAUGCAAACGAGCAUAGUAGCCGUUCACAUUGCAUGCAUUGUGUGAUGGUGAAGGGCGAGAAUUUACUGAAUGGUGAAAGCACGAGGAGCAAGCUUUGGCUAGUCGAUUUAGCCGGAAGUGAGAGAAUAGCAAAGACUGAGGUGCAAGGAGAGAGGCUGAAAGAAACUCAGAAUAUAAAUCGAUCACUUUCGGCACUUGGGGACGUGAUAUCAGCUCUUGCUACUCGGAGCCCUCACAUCCCGUUUAGGAAUUCGAGACUAACCCAUUUGCUUCAAGACUCUUUAGGAGGAGAUUCAAAGACUUUGAUGUUUGUUCAGAUUAGUCCCAAUGAGAACGAUCUUAGUGAGACGCUUUGCUCGUUGAAUUUCGCGAGCCGAGUUCGCGGGAUAGAGUUAGGCCCUGCUAAGAAGCAAAUGGACAAGACAGAGCUUUUCAAAUCCAAGCAAAUGGUUGAAAAACUAAAACAAGAUUUGAAGAGUAAAGAUUUCCAAGUCAAAAAGUUGGAGGACACCACUUAUGGACUUGAGAUGAAGUUAAAAGAGAAAGAUGUCAAGACCAGAAGCUUGCAAGACAAGAUCAAAGAACUCGAAUCACAGCUCCUAAUCGAGAGAAAGCUCGCCCGACAACACGUCGACUCAAGAAUCGCACAAGAAACCGAACCCCAGCGGGCCCCACUCGCGGCCAAACCCAUCAUCACAAACUCCGAAAGCGGCGAGUUCUCAUUCUUCCCUACAACAACAGCAACAAUCCACGAACCAUCGAACGAGGACAAAGAAAACCACCAAUUCCAAAACCUCCUCCCGAGGCCGACUGGCCGAGCAUCUCUUUGCCCCACGACCACUCAUCAUCAGAAAACAGCUUACAAUAAUCAUCAUCAUCAUUCCACACAAGCCGAACGAAGAAACUCACUCAUUCCCCUGCCUAGCAGCAUGCUGAAAACAAAAACCUCUCCAUUUCUCUUGCCUCAGACUUUUCAGGCUGACGAGAUCGGGUGCUUGCCGGACCAGGUGGCUUGCGAUAGUCCGAAAGACGGGAGGAAUAAAAAUAAGAGGCAUAUCGGGAGCAGCGCGUUGAGGAGGAGCCUGCACAAGAAGAUUUGCAUGAAGAGUCCUAUGCAGACGGGGGCUAAACGGGUUGUCGGGCUGAAUGUGGGCCUGGAUAAGGUUCGGGUAUCGAUCGGGAGUCGGGGGAGGCUGCUCGGUGGGGCCCGGAGAGGGGUGGGUAGAGAUAACAGCAGUAAUAAUGGGCAGGGGAAGGCAAGACAGAGGGAGAAAGAAAGGGGGUGGAAUAGUGAACAUAGCUUCCGGAAGAGAACUGAAGUUUCCGGAAGGUGUGGAAAAGGAGGCGGGGGAUUUGAUCGAGAAGUUCUGAUGAAGGAUCCGAGGAGGAGGCUCAGGUCGGUUGGUGGGGCGACCGAUAUAAAACGCCACCCUUUCUUUAAAGGGAUAAAGUGGCCGUUUAUAAGGAUGUACGGCCCGCUGGAGGUUGAAGGGCGCUGGCCGUGA